Messenger RNA from Micropterus salmoides (largemouth bass), 3379 nucleotides. It is a transcript of the gene arl6, whose product is annotated as ADP-ribosylation factor-like 6. Gene Ontology annotation, molecular function: GTPase activity; GTP binding. Bases 192 to 749 code for a protein of 185 amino acids. The record is from RefSeq and is a predicted model, not a curated record. Gene Ontology annotation, biological process: protein localization to cilium; cilium assembly; intracellular protein transport. The transcript has 8 exons. Gene Ontology annotation, cellular component: axoneme; cytoplasm. NCBI's taxonomy places the organism in Eukaryota, Metazoa, Chordata, Actinopteri, Centrarchiformes, Centrarchidae.
CUCCCAGCAACACAGUGUAAAUAACUGCCUUUUCUGGUGUCUAGGGAGCAUGAGUAGAAGAGAAAUGAACGAAACAUUGGUUUGACCCUGGUUAUUUAAUGAGAUAGAUUAAGGGAGCAUUGCAUCCUGGAAGCAAGAGCUCAAGAAUAAAUUGCAGGUCAGACAGGCGGCUGAUGGUUGCUGGUUAGCCAAUGGGGCUGUUUGACAAGUUGGCAGGAUGGCUGGGGUUGAAGAAGGAGGUGAAUGUGCUGUGUCUUGGUCUGGACAACAGUGGAAAAACCACCAUCAUCAACCACCUCAAACCCUCUAAUGCCCAGGCACAAGACAUUGUUCCAACCAUUGGCUUCAGCAUAGAGAAGUUCAAGACAUCCAGUCUUUCCUUCACAGUGUUUGACAUGUCAGGUCAAGGCAGAUACAGAAACCUUUGGGAACACUACUACAAGGAAGGCCAGGCUAUCAUAUUUGUCAUUGAUAGUGCGGACAAACUGAGGAUGGUAGUAGCCAAAGAAGAACUGGACACAUUACUAAACCAUCCCGAUAUUAAACACAGGAGGAUCCCCAUCCUGUUCUUUGCUAACAAGAUGGAUGUCAGGGAUGCUCUGUCUUCAGUCAAGGUCUCCCAGCUGCUCUGUUUGGAAAACAUCAAAGACAAACCUUGGCACAUCUGUGCCACCGAUGCUCUGAAAGGAGAAGGUUUACAGGAGGGAGUCGACUGGUUACAAGAUCAAAUCAAAACAAUGAGAACGUGAGGGCUUGAGGAUCGACACAUCGGAACUAGCAACAGCCAUGGAAGUCUUUAAAGAAAGAUGGGGUUGGCCCUGUUUACAGAGGUACCAUGGGAUAGUAAUAUUGGGGUAUUUAGAAGGUUCUUGGAUUCGUCUGAUUCACUUGGACAAGGUAUAGAUUUUUUUGAAUCUCUCAGGCUAGUUAUAACAGUAAAAAUGCAUCCACCGACAUGACAUGAGAAACAAAUUAGCACCAUUAACACAUCUGUUAUAUGUUUAAACUGAUUAAUACAAACGGGCACUAAAACAUUUUAAAAUAUGGAAAAAUCUAUUUUUAUUAUUCCUCCCAUUUCUCAAUAUCUUUGUGUAACAGGCUCACAGCGAUCAUGAUAAACUGUAGCUGCACUUAAAUAAGUUUUUGUGGUUGGUGCUGUCUUCAUUUUAGGGAGCAUGAAUAUCUGGGAUGACAUAUUGCUGGGUGGUGUGUUAUUUUGCAUAUUUUAGCCCUUAAACUGUCCUGUGUCUGACAAAUGUUCCCUGAAGAGACCACAUGUUUCACAGUUGGUUGAUUUCAGACUGGCACUACAUUAUACCAGUGAUGCAAACUCACUGUAUUUUGCCAUUUGUCCACUGGCUCACAAUAACCAUUAUUAGCUAGGGUGUGGCUUUGUGUGCUAUCAUCAUAUUCAUUUCCAGUGCACCCUGACAGCAAGGGAUAAAUGCUCUGAUCUGCAGUUUUAUGGCCGCUGCUUGAGAACAGGGUACAGUCUCUGGGAUCUGUAACGGGCUAAUACAUACACAACGACCUUUAAGGAAGAAAUGGUUUCCACUUCUGAAAUAUGCCAAAUGCUCUGUUUUUUUCCGUAUGUCUCUCAGAGCCUCUGAAAAUACAAUAUUAUUUAUGUUUGAAGCAUUACAAAAGUUCAGUUUAUUAUAUUUAUAAUUUUUUCCAAAUACUUCUUCAGCAGAGGCAAAUUUUCUGGUAUUUGUUUGACAAAUGCCAACAUUUUCCAUGCAUUCCAAUGCAUACUGCCUUUCUCAAACUUAUAUACAGUAGGGCAAUCUCACUGUCACAUUAAAUGCUGUUCUGCUCGUGUUUAAUUAAUGCUGCUCUUUUUUGAAUAGUUGUGAAAAUAUAUGUAGGAUAUUGAAGAUUAAAUGUUUUCCAGAAAUUCCACUAGAUUUUGUUGUACACAUUGUUACAUGUACCUAUAUAGUUAACUUAGCUGUAACAAGUGACAAAUUGAUUGUCAUAAAGUGAAUGUCAAGUUAAUUAGCCUGCAUAGUGUGUUUACCUUUGCCUUAUUUCAUUGCUAAAAAAAUGUAAUUUAAAAAAAAUGCUUCUUACAAUUAACUCAUGGUACUUAAGUGAUUCGAAGGCGGACAACUGAAGAAAAAAACAUCUGCUCAGCCUGCCUUAAGUUUUUAAUGCAAGGCUUUGAUCCUCUUCUCCAGCCUCUGACUGAAAGCUUGUAUUAAAACCCACUUCUGUGCAGAUCAGAGUGUGUGGCUGCUUUUUUAGUUUUUCAAGCUCCAUCACCUCAACUGUGCUCCAUAGUAAGUGAGAGGUGUUUCACUGUUUUUGAGUAGUUUCAAGGCAAAAAGGAAUAACUGACCAAAAUGUAUGAUAAGAUCUUUAAAAUAAUAGUGGUUUAUUUUAAAUACUCUGUGGUAUCUUGUUCAUAAAUUUCUCAUCUGUAGAACUUGUUUUUUGUACUAGAAAUAUCACUACAAAAAUGUUUUCCCCCGAGUUACACUUUACAUGAGACUGAAUACAGAAAAUCAUAGCGUAUGAUUUACUAAUGGGUGUCCUGACAGUCAUGUUCACUUUCAGGACUGUACCAUACAGAAAUUAUACAGCAAAUAUAGGAGGUCUGAUUGACAUUAUGAAAGUCAUGUCUUGUUUUGAAAAGCAUUUUGUUGGUGGCUUAAAAUAGUAACUGUAGAAUUUAUUACCAGUGUUUGGAGUGGAUUGGACGAAACAAUCCCUAUUCCUUGUUGUGAGUGAAUGAAAAGUCAAUUGAUGGUUAGUCGUGCCCUUUUACCAGAUUUAUCAACCAGUGAAAACUUCACAAAUGCAUUUUAUGUAGAGCAAGUAAAAAAAUUUAAAAAUUGUAAAGUACAUGGUAAUUUUAGCUUAAAGAAACACACGCUGAAUAUUCUGCUUUUGUAGCUGUCAGGUGGUUUAAUAGUUUUAAAUCCUGAAAGUAUAUAUCAUUGUACUGUAAUGUAUUUUGCUUCAAGGAGACAUUUCCAGUGAAAACUGGUCAAUGUUUUACUUUCAGCCCACUCAUAUUUAUGGAUUUGUAUAUACUACCACUGAGGGACGCCAAAGUCCAAAAUAUUCAAAUCCUACUCAUGGUGGCUUUAAGGACACCACAUUGAUUUUGUAAUAUAUUGUUUUUUUUCUACAAUUGCAAGACAUUUCAGAAUGGUGAUUUACAGGGAGACGUUUGGUCAACUUUCAUUUACUUCACGUUUUAAAAACAAGCAGAGGGUCAUCUGAUUCAAAACAAGGACCCUCUGAGCACAGGUUCACUGUAGCAGAAAUUAUAGGUUCUUCCUUCAAACUGUAUAAUCAAAUGAGCUGCGUGUAUAUUGUUUAUAACAUUGUAUGUGUGAAUUUUCAAAGAAUAAAUGCUGUGGAAAAUGAA